Panonychus citri (citrus red mite) is the source of this 2644-nucleotide messenger RNA. Its product is annotated as peroxidase-like. NCBI's taxonomy places the organism in Eukaryota, Metazoa, Arthropoda, Arachnida, Trombidiformes, Tetranychidae. The record is from RefSeq and is a predicted model, not a curated record. The transcript is spliced from 5 exons. Gene Ontology annotation, molecular function: heme binding; peroxidase activity. Bases 134 to 2587 code for a protein of 817 amino acids. Gene Ontology annotation, biological process: response to oxidative stress.
UCUAAUUUAACCAAUUUAUUGACAAUUAACUUUUCAAUGCAACAAUAAUAAUCAACUAAUUGUCACAGUAAACUUAAUGUUUCCCAUUUGAUUGAAUGGUUUAAUUUUUUCCACUAAUUUCCAAGCUAUUAAAAUGUCUCCUUCGGGCUUAUUGUUAUCCUUAAUUGUUGCUCUCUAUUUAGUUUUCUUGGUUGUAACUCCAAUCUCGUCGAGUUCAAUUGCUAAAUUAUUAGCGGAGAAAAUAAAUUCAACGGUUAAUUGUCCAAAAGGGACUAAUUGUUCAUCAUUCUUAGAUUGUAAAACUGUAUUAACGGCUCAUAAUGAGAAAGAUUUGAUUGAAAAUGUUUGUUUCAAUUCAGGUCAAAUUGGAAUAUGUUGUCCAAUUGUUUUGGAUAAUUGUGUUGAGAAAAGUUCUGGAUCAAAAUCAGUGUUGACUAUCUCACCGUCAAUGGAUGAUGAUCAUGAGGAAUUAUUGAAAUCACCUAAGCUUUUGGGUGGAAAAAUUUCUCGUAAAGAUUUUGAUUCAAUUAUCGAAGAAGCAAAAUUAAAAAGUGAACAAAUUGUUUCGAAUAUUAAAAAGAUAGCCAAUCAUCAUCAACAACGCAAGAAAACUCGAUUAACCCGAGAUACUGGAAUUAAAGGUCAAAGUCGAGAGGAAGUUUACCAACGAAAUCUGGGAAUUGUACCAAAUAUUAGUGACGAUGCUCUUUACCUCCAACAAUUAACUCUUUCGAUGGCGAAAAAACUUGGAUUAACCAAACCAAAGCAAAUUGCAACUCUAAAAUCAAUUCAAAUCAUUGAGCCCGAUAAAUGUACCGUUAACAUCACUUGUAAUCCUUAUAGUAAAUAUCGUCCUAUUGAUGGUUCGUGUAACAAUAUCGAUAAUCCUUAUUGGGGUAAAGUUCUAACCCCUUAUAGCCGAGUGAUUUUACCUCAAUAUGGUGAUGCCAUUGAUGCACCUAAACUGUUUGGUGCCUCAGGUAAUGAACUACCAUGGGCUCGUCUUUUGUCAACCACUUUGAUUAAAGAUAAACCAAUGGAACAUCAUAAUUUGGAUACUAUGGCUCUCGCUUAUGGGCAAUUCCUUGAUCAUGAUUUAACUCAGGUAGUUGGAACUACACUUCCCGAUGGAGGAGCAAUUACUUGUUGUGAUUCGAAAACAAAUAAAAUUCUAUCAGCUGAAUUUCUUCAUCCAUCUUGUUUUCCAAUAAUGAUUCCACUUGAUGAUCCAUUUUAUUCUAAAUAUUCAGUUGAGUGUUUGAACUUUGCUCGAACUGCAUUUGGUUUACCUGAGAAUUGUGUUCUUGGUCCUCGAACUCAGAUUAACAAUUUAACUCCUUGGCUCGAUGGGUCAAUUAUCUACGGGGCAUCAUUUGAAGCUUCAGAUAAACUUAGAGCGGGCAAAGGAGGCUUAAUGGACUCUCGAGUUUCAGCCGCUGGUGAAAUUUUACCUCCACAAGGGGAUAUGUGUAAUAACGACACUUAUUGUUUGGGUGGAGGUGAUUCUCGAGUUAAUCAGCAACCGGGAUUAAUGGCGACUCAUAUAACAUGGUUAAGAGAGCACAAUAGAAUCGCCAGUAAAUUAGCUCAAUUGAAUCCUCAUUGGAACGAUGAAGAUAUUUUCCAAGAGACAAGAAGAAUCGUCAUCGCUGAAUUUCAGCAUGUUACUUACAAUGAAUUCUUACCUUUAAUUAUUGGUUCAAAUCUAAUGAAAAAGUAUGACCUUUAUCCUCGUCGUUCGGGUUUCAAUGAGUUUUAUGAUGCUACACUUUCUCCAGCAAUUAUCCAGGAAUUUGCUUCGGCAGCAUUUAGAUUACACACAUUGAUCCCAGAAAAGAUUGAAUUAAAGGACAACAAUUUAAGUGUUACUCGAAUUGUCCCUCUGAAAACUCAAUUUUAUAAUCCAUCGGUUUUUUAUGAGAAACCGACUGUUUAUCAAUCGGUAAUCAAUGGACUUUUAAGUCAACCAACCUGUCCAGCGGAUAAUAUUAUCACCGAAGCGAUAACCAAUUACCUUUUCCCUCCGGGAACUCAUGGAUCAGAUGAGCCUUGGGGAUUUGAUUUGUUCAGUAUUGAUAUUCAAAGGGGUCGUGAUCAUGGACUUGCGAGUUAUAAUGAAUGGAGGGAAACUUGUGGCUUUAAGAGAGCGGCUAAUUUUACCGAUCUGAGCGAUUACUUUUUCGCUGAAAGUUUACCUCUUGUUGAAUCUUUAUACUCUUCCGUUGAUGAUAUUGAUCUUGUUGUCGGCUUGAAUUUGGAACCUCGUCCAUCAGGAAUGAAUGUUGGACCCACAGCGGCUUGUAUAAUAACCGAAACAUUUAGAAGACUCAAAUUUUCUGAUCGCUUUUGGUAUGAGAAUUCAGGUCAACCUUCAUCGUUCACUUUGGAUCAAUUAACUUCUAUUAGGAAUGUAACUUAUGCUCGAAUUCAUUGUGACAAUAAUAAUAUUGAACAAAGUCAAUCAAUGGCACUAAUCCAACCCUCAGAUCUUAAUCCUCGUUUACCUUGUUCACAAUUAUCUCCCAGUGUUGAUUUAGAUUAUUGGAAAGAUGAACCACUUGGAAACAAUGGAGUCUCUCUCAUGUAAUAAUCUAGACCAACAUAAUUAUACAAUUAAAAUGAUCCAAAUCGUUUAAAUGGUUAA